This is a messenger RNA of Centropristis striata (black sea bass), 1087 nucleotides long. RefSeq lists its product as uncharacterized. The transcript has 4 exons. The coding region runs from base 48 to 377 and encodes 109 amino acids. Lineage: Eukaryota; Metazoa; Chordata; Actinopteri; Perciformes; Serranidae. The record is from RefSeq and is a predicted model, not a curated record.
GCCUCCUCAGUGUUGGAGUGGGAAUUCUUUUUGCAGUAACCCAGGAAAUGCAUCAAUCCCUUUUCACUCUGUUCAGAGUUUCCCACCUGACUGGAGCACUCUUCAUCAUUGCUGGAAUUGUUUCCAACCUGCUGUGCAAAUAUCCAGAAAUACUGCCUGUGUCCUUCGUGGUCAACUGCGGCUGCAUCAUUGUAGCUGUAAUUUCAGCUUGUCUGAUAAGUGUUGACCUGGCUCACUGGGUGCCAGAUAAUGAUCAGUAUCUGAGGAUGGAGGUGUUGGGACUUUGUGUGUUGGGGCUCGAGGUUCUUCUCUCUGCUAUCCUCUGCUUCUGGUUCUUUAAAGAGAAACGUGCCAAAACAUCACAACCAUCAGGCUAAAGACGGAAACAUUUGAGAAAAUAAGAGUUCAAAUAAGCUGCAUGUCGAGGGGCUGUAUAUUAGUGCUUAAAGGAAGUGAAGCCACUAUAUGUGGCAUACUGUUCUGUCUUGAUUGUGUGUAUUAGAGCUGAAGCCUUGCUGAACAGCCCGGGCUGUGGUCUACGUCUGAUGUUUGGCUCGGACCGAGAACACAAAACUUGUGGUAAAUAAAUGUCAGCUUCUCUCAUGUGAAGAAAAAAAACCACUCCUCAUUCUCCUAACCUCUUCGUCUUUCUGUGUAACGGUAGCAGUGUGCCUCAUGGUGUCAGGGUCUCUGUGUGUGGUUUGACACUAGCGCUUUAUUAUCAGUGGAAAUAUCUGUAACGCGUUUUCAGCUGCUCAACUCACACUUCCAGCUGGUUUUACAUGCAGAGCGCUUUACUGACAUGUGAAGGAUUUGUAAGUUAUAUAUAUAUAGGCAUUGCCACUCAAAAAAAUAACUCAUUGGAUGAACUCAAUUAAAUUGUGGGCAGAAUUUCCAUCCAACAAAUAUAUGUAGCCCUUACCCAGUACUCAUAUUAAAGGGACUCAUCAAAGAAGGCUACUCAGUAUUCUCACAUUUGCUGCUCGAAAGAAUAUAUUGCUCAGAUGGAUUGAUAAUGCACCUCCAACAAUUGGGGGUUGGCACGAAGUGAUAUUUGACUUAUUACCAAUGGAGUAUCUGACACACA